CGUUUAACAAAGAAGGGCUAACUCCUACGAACUAUAUAGAACAGUUGCGUCUACUAAAUAUGAUCGAAGAUUACGAUAUGCAGUCAAUACUAGCAACAUAUACGAUAAAGGGAGUUACCCUUGUACCCGCAGAGAAAGAUUACCAUUACUUGAUAAGUUUAUGUCAAUUUAUCGUACCACCAACACUACUCGAGAAAGAUAAUUGCGUCAGAGUUUCGGUCGAUCGUUUUUCCAAUAAUCGCGGCAUAUAUGUGGAGCAUAUCAACGGAUUAGUAGAAUCGAUCAGUGAAAAUGCGAUUACUAUCACUAUGCGAGAGAGGGUCCGCUUCCAAAUGCCGUGCUCUGUCGAGUUUUUCCUAAACCGGACCCGGUAUAAGCUGGAGUAUAAUGCACUUGAUCUACUACGUUCGGUGGACUUGACAAAAUUUUUGUUCCCAAAGACCACUUCCAGAAACCCCGGAGAGCAAAUAAUCGCUUCUGUACCGAAGUUCAAUUGGUUUCAGACUUUUAUCGGAACAAACCGAGAGCAAAUGAGAGCUGUCCGGAAUAUAGUACACAGGACCUCUUUUCCGGCACCCUACAUUGUUGUCGGACCCCCAGGCACUGGGAAGACGGCCACCAUCGUGGAGGCUGUACUACAAAUCUGGAAGACCCAACCUCAAGCACACAUUUUGCUUACUGCACCCUCCAACAUUACCUGUGAUGAGCUUACCGAGCGAUUGAGAGUAUUUGUUCCUGAACGAGAUUUGUUUCGGUUUUAUUCACGCUCACAGGAACAUAAACUUGACAGUGUGGAUGUUAAUAUUUUGGCGCUUUCUAACCUUGCGACGGGCGUUCAUGAAAUUCCAUCGUACCAGCACGUUUAUGGCAGCCGUAUUGUCGUCAGUACCAUGAACAAUUGUGGUCGCUUUGCACAAGCCUCCAUCUGUCCCACGGUAUUUGACUAUAUAUUUAUUGAUGAGUGUAAUAGCGCGAAGGAAAUUUCCGUCCUGGUACCAAUUGCUGGAAUCGGGACGACCUAUUCAGCAAUCAAUGCAAGCGUGAUACUUUCGGGUGAUCCGAAACAGCUUGGUCCUAUAAUUCACUGUGCAUAUCUCAAGCAAACUGUUCACCGGAAAUCCAUGCUAGAGCGUUUGAUGGGUCUUGAUAUAUACAGGCGAGAUCCUAGAACUGGUCAGUAUAAUGCAAAUGUUAUCACUAAUCUGAUAGACAGCUCGAUCGCAUGGCAGCCUAAUACAUCAUUCCAACGAUUGUUUCUACGGAAGUGAACUAAGGCCCCGGAUAAUGUCAUCCUCCACCGAGUGGGUGCUCCAUUGGAACUACUUGCCUAAUCCAAAAUUCCCCAUAAUUUUCCACUCUAUCUCCGGACUAACUCGGUUCGACAAGCGGUUGUACAGUUCGUACAACAAAGAAGAAGCGCAGACGGUGGUUUUGUACGUCAAGAAGAUGUUGUCAGAUGGAAUCAACGGACGAUCAAUCUCCGAGGAAGAUAUCGGUGUCGUGACCCCUUAUACAAAACAGGCGUCCUAUUUGCGAAAAAGCUUUCUCAAUAAUGACUGGCAGAACAUUGAGGUGGGAUCGGUCGAGCAGUAUCAAGGUCGCGAGAAACCGAUAAUGAUUCUAUCGACGGUACGCUCCAAUGACACAAAGGUGGGAUUUUUGUCAAACUGCAAGCGACUCAAUGUUGCCAUUACCCGUGCGCGUGCCCUAAUGAUUAUCAUUGGCAAUCCGGCAGCCUUGCAAUGUGACCCUCAUUGGUACCGCCUACUGCGGUACAUUAAGGAUAACAAAGGUUUAAGGGGAGGAAACUUUGCGCUUGAGAGAAUGGUGGUAGAUUUUUCGAAAACCCCAGCCGGUUUUGCGAUGGAGGAGGAUGAAUUUGCAUAAAAGUCAAAAUGUUAUUUACAUUAAG
Messenger RNA from Toxorhynchites rutilus septentrionalis, 1912 nucleotides. RefSeq names its product putative helicase MOV-10. The transcript has a single exon. The record is from RefSeq and is a predicted model, not a curated record. Gene Ontology annotation, cellular component: P granule; cytosol. The coding region runs from base 1285 to 1887 and encodes 200 amino acids. Lineage: Eukaryota; Metazoa; Arthropoda; Insecta; Diptera; Culicidae. Gene Ontology annotation, biological process: regulatory ncRNA-mediated post-transcriptional gene silencing.